AGCAGCGUUCACACUACCAGCCGGCAGCUAAAUAGUUUAUAACUUUUUCCGCCUAUGGCCUGAAUCCACUCGAACCACUGAAACUUUAAAUCUAGGCUGCCCCAAAUGGUGAAUAUAUCCACCAUUAACUGGCUCUUCGUCUGCGGCCUAUCCUUCUGCAUUGGCGGGAUUGCCGUGCUCAGCUUGAUGCCACUGGGUUCGGACUGCGUAUGCCCGCUUUCCAACCCACUGGCCAAGUUGGCAGGUGCCGUAUCAGGAGGAAUUGCAGUACAGAAAGAGCCCUCCGCGGAGAAAAGUCACCAUGACCACACCGGCUCUGUUCACAAGAUGGCACUACUCGUUCCGUUCCGAGAUCGAUUCGAGGAACUCCUCCAGUUCGUGCCGCACAUGACAACCUUUUUGCGACGUCAAGGUGUCGUUCACCACAUCUUUGUGCUGAACCAGGUGGACCGGUUCCGCUUUAACCGCGCUUCCCUUAUCAACGUGGGCUUUCAGUUUGCCAGCGAGGUGUACGACUAUAUAGCCAUGCACGAUGUGGAUCUGUUACCCUUAAACGACGAUCUGCAUUAUGAGUAUCCUAGUAGUCUGGGUCCGCUGCACAUCGCCGGACCAAAGCUUCACCCCAAGUACCAUUACGAUAACUUUGUUGGUGGAAUCUUACUGGUGCGGCGGGAGCACUUUCAGAAAAUGAACGGCAUGUCCAACCAAUACUGGGGCUGGGGAUUAGAGGACGACGAGUUCUUUGUGCGCAUCCGGGAUGCAGGGCUCCAGGUGACGCGGCCACAAAACAUUAAGACUGGCACAAAUGACACAUUUAGCCAUAUCCACAAUCGCCAUCAUCGCAAGCGCGACACACAGAAGUGCUUCAACCAGAAGGAGAUGACCCGUAAAAGAGACCACAAAACGGGUCUGGACAACGUGAAGUAUAAAAUACUCAAGGUGCACGAAAUGGUCAUCGACAAGGUGCCGGUGACCAUUCUAAACAUUUUGCUCGAUUGUGAUGUUAAUAAAACGCCGUGGUGCGACUGCUCCGGAACGGCAGCGGCCGCCUCAGCGGUGCAAACCUGAUAGGUUGUGUUAAACCAAA
Drosophila ficusphila is the source of this 1087-nucleotide messenger RNA. RefSeq names its product beta-1,4-galactosyltransferase 7 (gene beta4GalT7). The record is from RefSeq and is a predicted model, not a curated record. Gene Ontology annotation, molecular function: xylosylprotein 4-beta-galactosyltransferase activity. The transcript is spliced from 3 exons. The coding region runs from base 106 to 1068 and encodes 320 amino acids. Lineage: Eukaryota; Metazoa; Arthropoda; Insecta; Diptera; Drosophilidae. Gene Ontology annotation, biological process: carbohydrate metabolic process; proteoglycan biosynthetic process.